Molecule: messenger RNA, 1327 nt
Organism: Phlebotomus papatasi
Lineage: Eukaryota; Metazoa; Arthropoda; Insecta; Diptera; Psychodidae
Product: zinc finger protein 665-like
Exons: 2
Coding region: 89-1273 (394 amino acids)
Source: RefSeq, a predicted model, not a curated record
GGAAUGAAGUGUCAAGUAAAAACCAAAACAAACCUUUCACUUGCAUAUUCAUUCAAUGCUGUUCGUAGUAAUAAAUACAAAUUUAUAAAUGUUAGUGAAGAUUAAAGAAAUGGAAGAAGUUUUUAUUGAGGAUACUAUUGUCAAAACAGAAUAUACCAUUCAGGAAGAAGUCCAGGAUUCAUUUUCUGGUUAUGCUCGAGAAAUAGUAAAUUUUGAGAUACAAGAAUUGAAUGAGGAGGAAAAGAAGAAGGAUAGGAAAUACAAAUGUGAGACAUGUGGAAAGCUAUUUCAAAGGAAAUCCUACCUGUGGAGACAUGAACUAAGUCAUACAGGAACUAAGAAUUUUCAUUGCAAUAUCUGUCCUAAGAGUUAUACUAGAAAACUAUCCCUAAACAAUCACAUGCUAGUCCAUUUUCCUGUAGAUCCAGUCACAUGUACAAUUUGCCAGAAAACUUUAAAGAAUAGAGAUACCCUCAGAAGGCACAUGAAAAUCCAUUCGGCGGAAAGAAUCCACGAAUGCGGCAUUUGUGGCUUCAAAUUUUAUCACAAAGCCAAUGUAAGGCGUCACAUUAGAGAUGUGCAUAAGCAAAACCCAGAAUAUCCCGUAGCACGUCCUAAAAGGACCCUCCCACCAUGUCGACUCUGCGGAAAAAGCUUCUGGAAGGAUGGAGAAUAUACCUCUCAUAUGCUGGAAGAGCAUAAUGAUGACAAACCAUUUGAAUGUGCCAUUUGUUUGAAGAAAUUCAAAGUGAAACUCUAUCUUACAAGGCAUAUGGGUCUUCAUGAGACAGACAAGGCAUUCUCCUGUGAAGUUUGUGGACAGUCUUUCAGGAAGAGAGUGUAUCUGAAGAUGCAUCAAGUGAGGGUGCAUAAAUGUGAGGAAAAAAACAAGAAUAAUGCUGUACAGACUGAACAUGAAAACGUUCAGGAAGUAGACAAUAAGCCCUUCGAAUGUUCUAUAUGCCUCAAAAAAUUCAAACGGAAAAUCUAUCUCAAGAAACAUAUGGUUCGUCAUGAAACAAAUAAACCAAAUACUCCAUACUCCUGCACAAACUGCAAGAUAUCCUUCAAGACGAAGGAAUAUUUCUGGAGGCAUCAAGCAAAGCAUCAUAAAACAAAGAUUGAGAAAAUUUCGAAGUCGAAAGAAAAAUCUGACCAAGAAAUAGAGGCAAAGGUUAAAGAAGAAAACUCAGAUGACUGCUGUAUGGAACUUCCUAACAAAACUCAAUUGAAUCCUGAAUAUUGUUCUGUUAUCAAGAUUGAAAAAGAAUAAGCCUGAAACAUUUUGAAAUUUAAAAAUAAUAAAAAUGAGUAUUUAUAAACAGUA